Messenger RNA from Microdochium trichocladiopsis, 1070 nucleotides. RefSeq lists its product as uncharacterized. The coding region runs from base 172 to 795 and encodes 207 amino acids. The record is from RefSeq and is a predicted model, not a curated record. The transcript has 2 exons. Lineage: Eukaryota; Fungi; Ascomycota; Sordariomycetes; Xylariales; Microdochiaceae.
CCGCGUCCCUCCCGCUCGUUGUUGCUCUCCAACGUCUGCUCUUUCUCCAAUUGACUCAUUCGUGGUUGACACGGAACUCACAAUUGAAAUACGCAUUCUGUCCGAGAAGCACUCGUGAAACAUACUCACUCGUCGCCUCGCCUCACGAUAACCUGCACGACCCCCGUCAAGAUGCACUACGCUCUGAUCCUGGCCAUUGCCUCCACUGCCGCUGCGCAGUACUUCCCCAACCAGCCCUCCUGCGCUAUCCCCUGCCUCUCCUCGGCCAUCUCUGCCGUCGGCUGCCCGGCCACGGACAUCAGCUGCCAAUGCGGGCCCACCCAGGCUGCCAUUGGCGCCGCCGCGGCCGGAUGCCUCCUGACCAAGUGUAACUUGUCCGAGGUCUCGCAGGCCCAGAGCGCGGGCGUUGCCGUGUGCUCGAGCUUCAGCGCCGGCCUGCUGUCCAACAUCCCCGCCUCGACCACGGCCUCGGGCAGCGGCAGCGGCAGCUCCGGCUCGAUGAGCAUGACCCAGCCCCCCUCGACUGCCUCGUCCUCGGCGUCCGGCGCGACCGCCAGCAGCACCAGCACCAGUGGUGGCAGUGGUAGCAGCGGCAGUGGCAGCAGUGGCAGCAGCGGCAGCAGCACCCGCACUGGCUCCUCCGCGUCGACGACGACCAUCGUCACCACCGGAUCCAACGGUCUCCCGACCACGACUGUCUCGACCACUACCCGGCCCAACGUUGGUGCUACCCCGGGCCCCAUGAUCGGCGCUGGUAUCCUUGCUGGUGUCAUCGGUGCAGUUGUCGCCUUGUAGGCAAAAGUUGCAACAGUUGGCCAUGCUUGUCCAGACUAUAGCAGAUGUGUCUGAGAGGUCUUCCGGAGCAGGAAUCAAUGGCAGGAGAGAGGCUGCUUGAUGUUGAAUGUAGUGUAAUUACGUAGGCAGCACACGUUAAUGAUAAUGAGGAUUAGGCCUGUCAAAUGACAUCUAUCUACUUCCCCUAUGCCUGGAGCCUCGAAAGGCGAUGUUCGAUACGCAUGUGCAGCCAGCGUAAUUAUUCGAGUAAUUGUGAGCGUGAUUUCAGAGUUUAG